Gongylonema pulchrum is the source of this 198-nucleotide messenger RNA. Lineage: Eukaryota; Metazoa; Nematoda; Chromadorea; Rhabditida; Gongylonematidae. The record is from the annotation of a GenBank genome assembly.
AUGGACGAAUUUACACCGCUACUCAAAAAUGUGGUGCGUGCCAUUCGACGCAUACAGCUUCUGGUGGCCAGGCGGAAAUUUAAAGAAGCCUUGAAACCAUACGACGUGAAGGAUGUGAUCGAGCAGUAUUCUGCCGGACAUGUUGAUUUACAAGCGCGUGUUAAAUACGUUCAACAGAGGUUGGGCAAUUCUUCCUAA